Dimorphilus gyrociliatus is the source of this 904-nucleotide messenger RNA. The record is from the annotation of a GenBank genome assembly. NCBI's taxonomy places the organism in Eukaryota, Metazoa, Annelida, Polychaeta, Dinophilidae.
UAUGGCUUUUUUGCUAAGUAACGAAGGGAUAAAAGACAAUGACAUGUUGGAUGAAAUUCGGUGUAAUCCUCUCUUUCCUUCUUUGCAGUUAGCUUUACAUACUUAUAUAGCAGGUGAUCAGAAAGUUCAUCAUAUUUGCUCUCAGCCAUUUCCUUCAACUUCAUCAGAAGAAUCUUCAAGUUCAACGGACAAUCAAUUACCGAAGGAUAAUCAAUUACAAAAUAUUCCUCAUACUCUAAUUUCUACUGUUAAUAAUAGAGAAGAAAUCGAAAGGACUGUGUAUAACUUGCACGUGAAUUUGGAGAGGCAAUUUGCCGAAAUCAGAGCUUACAGGAAUUCUCAAAUAAGCGACCUGAUGAAUUAUUACUACAAGCAACGCCAUCUUUCCUAUUACCAUAAGCAAGCAGACUUAUCUAAAGUCGACCCUAAUGACAUAGAAUACAGUAGUAAAGUUGAUGGGAUACAAAUCGACCAUGAUCUUCGAUUAAUUUCAAUAACGCAAAGAAUCCAGCAAGAAUUUGACAUGAUUCGAUCGAAUAUGUUUUAUGAGCCUAACCAGAGAUAUGAGCCUUAUAAUAUGGCUCACAGGCAAAUGCAAAACGAAGUUAAAGCGAAAAGUUCAGGUAGAACUCGCGGUUCUUAUAAGCUGGACCCAAAGGCCACAAAGAUUUUAGAAGAAUGGUGGGCGAAGAAUUCUCAUCAUCCCUAUAUGACUCAAAUGGUUAAAAUAACCAUGUCGCGUCUUAGCGGUCUUACUGUUAAUCAAGUGAAUUCGUGGAUUUCGAAUAAAAGGAAUCGAACAAUGUCUACUCGACCCAAGAGAGCAAAGAUGAGCGAAGGGGUAAGCGUUUAUGAUAGAAAGAAGAGGGCAGAAGAGUUGGUGGAAUAUGCUUUUUCUAGUUAA